UCAAAGAUCAUGAAAAUAAAGUCAAGGAAAAGCAUCCUUUUCAAUCCACACUAAAACAUUGGCUGCAACUCUUUGUAACUACAUUGAAAUUGUCACCAGUUUUAAGAAAUAAAGACAAAAAUGGAAUUUAAAUUAACUCGAAAACAAAUUGUUGGGAUUUUUGCUGCUUCCUUUCUCGCUAUAUCCAUUUGCGUCGGAAUUAUCGUGACAGUCAGUAAACCAUCACAAGUAAAUUAUUUCAAUAAAUAUAAACUUUUAUCCAGUCAGAAUAUUCCGAAAUGGGUUACAUAUAAGGAAGAUACUGAACUUACUGAUGCAGUUUUAGCCGGACAAGUUGCUGGUACAAAUGAAAAUAUUUACGUUUGUCGAGCUCAACAUGAGGUGUGGAUGGACAAUGCUGACUACGAGCCGAUCCCUGGAGCGUUUAUUCCGAGCAUAAGACAGUGCGUCGUUAAUCAUGGUGAAAAUGCCUAUCAAUAUUCCAGAUUCGAAAUAUUGACGAUGAAAGAUCAAUCAUCUUUAAUUUGGGCAAGAGAGUCUCAAGGUAAUGAACCUUCAGGUGCUUUAACCGGUGGUUAUACAGGAUUUUACAAUGAAGUGCCCAUUGUACGGACUUAUUACGAUGAUGAAGUUGCCAUUGGUAAAGUUCAUAAAUCUUAUGUGACAUAUAAAGUAAACGGAAUUGUCGAUGAAUAUGAAGUUCUUUGCAUGAAGGACAUUUCAUUAUAAAGACUCGAAUGUUGAUCAACCUCGAUUCUGUGUACAAGAACAAAGUUAUAAUGCAAUUUAUUCAUAUUCAAAUAUUUCCAAUAAUGUAACGAAUGAAAGUUACGAGGAUCAAAAUUGGACAUUUCAUUUCAAUGAUGACUGUUGAGUGAAUGUCAAUUAUGAUUCAAUAUUUUUUACCCCUUGUCAGAUUAUUCAGUUGUUCAUCUCAAAACAAUAAAAGUUGAUAACUAUUUCAUUUAUGCUAUCUUUAUAAGUUGUAUUGUUUUGAGUUUCAAAUAAAAUUAAUUACAAUCAGAAUUAAA
Tetranychus urticae (two-spotted spider mite) is the source of this 1031-nucleotide messenger RNA. RefSeq names its product pfs47 receptor-like. The record is from RefSeq and is a predicted model, not a curated record. Lineage: Eukaryota; Metazoa; Arthropoda; Arachnida; Trombidiformes; Tetranychidae.